UUUCCAUCGCCUUUCUUGCUCUUGUUUACUGGCGUUACUGUGGAAGUAGCCAUGGAUUUCUUCCCAAACUUGCUUCACCUUGCACUUCUCUCGAUUUCCUUUUCUCUCAUCUUCCUUAUUUACAAACAAAAGUCCACUCGUGCCAAGAUCCCACCUGGUAAAAAGGGAUGGCCGAUCAUUGGGGAAACUUUGGAAUUUGUAAUGGUUGGAAGAAAGGGAACCCCAGAGAAAUUCAUCAAUGAUAGAAUGACCAAAUACUCACAUGAUGUCUUCCAAACUUCCUUACUUGGAGAGAACUUGGCUGUAUUUUGUGGUGCUUCGGGGAACAAGUUUCUGUUCUCUAAAGAGAACAAGUACGUCACUUCUUGGUGGCCACGUUCCAUGAAAAAAGCUUUGCUUUUUCCUGAAGCUCUUGGAAACUCUUCCAAAGAAGAAUCAACUAUAAUGAGGAGCUUCCUACCUGAAUUUCUCAAGCCAGAAGCUCUUCAACAUUACAUACCUAUCAUGGACUCCAUGGCAAAGGAACACUUGGAACUAGAUUGGUCUCCUUACAAUAAAGUCAAGGUUUUUCCACUCUCCAAGAAGUAUACCUUUGCAUUGGCUUGUAGGUUGUUCAUGAGUAUCAAAGAUCCUAACCAUGUGACAAGAUUUGCUGAUCCCUUUGCUCUUGUCACAGCUGGUUCAAUGUCUGUACCUAUAAAUUUUCCAGGCACAGCCUUCAACAGUGCCAUCAAAGGAGGAAAAGUUAUUCGCCAUGAGCUUUUAUCAAUCAUCAAACAGAGGAAGAAGGAGCUAUCCGAGAACAAAGGGUCGUCAGCUGCUCAUGACUUGUUGACUCGUAUGCUUCUUGUAUCAGAUGAAAAUGGCAGAGUUAUGAAUGAGAAGGAGAUUGCUAACAAGAUUAUAGGUUUACUUACUGCUAGCCAUGAUACUACUAGUACAGCUAUCACUUUUGUAGUGAAUUAUCUGGCAGAGUUUCCUCAGGUUUACCAUGAUGUAUUAAAAGAGCAAAAGGAGAUUGCAAAAUCCAAAGGUCCCAAAGAUUUGCUAAAUUGGGAUGACAUUCAGAAGAUGAAGUACUCUUGGAAUGUGGCAUGUGAGGCCAUGAGGUUGUCACCACCUGCUCAAGGGGCAUUUAGAGAGGCUAUAGUUGACUUCACUUACGCAGGUUUUAAAAUUCCCAAAGGAUGGAAGACGUAUUGGACUGCACAUUCCACACAUAAAAAUCCCAAAUAUUUCCCAGAUCCUGAGAAAUUUGAUCCUUCAAGAUUUGAUGGGAAUGGGCCAACACCUUACACUUUUGUACCAUUUGGAGGUGGACCUCGGAUGUGCCCUGGGAAGGAAUAUGCUCGAUUAGAGAUACUAGUGUUUAUGCAUAAUGUGGUGACAAAAUUUAAAUGGGAGAAAGCAAAUCCAAAUGAAAAGAUUACGUACAAUCCAUCACCCAUUCCUGUUAACGGUCUUCCUGUGAACCUUGAGAUUCGUAAGUUCUAGAUUGCACCAACCUUUGGUGACACAACCAUCUUUAUAUUUAUGCUUGUAGAUUGAUCAAUAAUUCUUGUCACUUAACAAGAUUGUAUACCUAUUUAA
Quercus robur (English oak) is the source of this 1590-nucleotide messenger RNA. Its product is annotated as beta-amyrin 28-monooxygenase-like. The transcript has 3 exons. Gene Ontology annotation, molecular function: monooxygenase activity; iron ion binding; oxidoreductase activity, acting on paired donors, with incorporation or reduction of molecular oxygen. The record is from RefSeq and is a predicted model, not a curated record. The coding region runs from base 52 to 1494 and encodes 480 amino acids. Gene Ontology annotation, biological process: sterol metabolic process. Lineage: Eukaryota; Viridiplantae; Streptophyta; Magnoliopsida; Fagales; Fagaceae.